AUGGAGGAGCCCUGGGUGCAACAGAGGAUGGUCCUGGCCAACAUCAUCCAUAUCACAGACCUCCUGGACUAUGCCAACCAGGCCAAGAGAACCCAUAGGAGGUGUCUUCCCCUCACCCACGUGAUUCUUAACCCAGACCAUAAGCGGAAGCUUGAAGGAGCACUGCGCAUGCGCCUCAAGGUGCGGCCCAGCUGGUGCCACGGAACGAGGAAGACGUUGAUACAAGAGGCUCACGAGCGGCAGUUCCCCCCGCCGCCUUUCGCCCUCUCCCUGACGGCGCUGUGUUGCAGGGGAGAGUGCCGCGAGCAGGUGGACAAGUACCCGGCCGCCCGCUUCAAGAAGUUCGCCAGGGAGGAGGAUGCCUGGGCCUUCGUGGGCAGUGCAGCACAGCCACUCUUGGCCCCCUUGCCAGGCUCGAGUAAGUCUUUACAUGUGGGAUGGGAACAUGAUAGCUCUGCAAAUUACCUAGAAAGUGCAAGUCACAGUUGCAGCACGUGCAAAAGACCAUAUGAGCCAUCUUCUGAGGAAGAGCAGAAGGCAAAGCGUGCAAAGUGCAAUGAAGCAUGCUUGGCUCCUUCUGAAAGAAAAGACUCAUCUUCUGAAAGCAAAAAUGAAUUUUCAUAUAUGGGUGACUUUGCAGUUGUUUAUACAGAUGGCUGCUGCUCAAGUAAUGGACGUAAAAAGGCAUGUGCCGGAAUAGGUGUCUACUGGGGGCCAAAUCAUCCUUUAAAUGCUAGUGAAAGGCUCUCUGGACGGCAGACUAACCAAAGAGCUGAAAUAUAUGCAGCCUGCAAAGCAAUUGAGCAAGCAAAGAGUCAAAACAUCAAGAAACUGGUUAUUUACACGGACAGCAAAUUCACUAUUAAUGGUGUGACAAGUUGGGUUGGCAACUGGAAAAAUAAUGGCUGGAGAACAAGUACAGGGAAAAGUGUAAUAAAUAAAGAGGACUUUGAAAGACUUGACAAGCUUACAGAAGACAUGGACAUAAAGUGGAUGCAUAUUCCUGGUCAUGCUGGCUUUGCAGGGAAUGAAGCAGCUGAUAGACUGGCAAAAGAAGGCGCUAGAAAACAAAACUCUGAACCUGCUAGUGACUAAAUUUGAUUUUUCUAAUGAAAGACUGUGGUCAUAAAACUGCUGAUUACUAUUUCAAUAUAACAACAGCACCUGCUGGAAUUGUUUCAAUGUUGAAAUUAUUUAAACUACAUA
Messenger RNA from Alligator sinensis (Chinese alligator), 1206 nucleotides. RefSeq names its product ribonuclease H1 (gene RNASEH1). The coding region runs from base 1 to 1095 and encodes 364 amino acids. The transcript has 9 exons. Lineage: Eukaryota; Metazoa; Chordata; Crocodylia; Alligatoridae. Gene Ontology annotation, biological process: DNA replication, removal of RNA primer. Gene Ontology annotation, molecular function: RNA-DNA hybrid ribonuclease activity; nucleic acid binding. The record is from RefSeq and is a predicted model, not a curated record.